This is a messenger RNA of Dracunculus medinensis (Guinea worm), 612 nucleotides long. The record is from the annotation of a GenBank genome assembly. Lineage: Eukaryota; Metazoa; Nematoda; Chromadorea; Rhabditida; Dracunculidae.
AUGCUUAAAAUCGUUAAAAAUUGGCUUUCACAAAAUGCGAAUUGCGAUCUGGCUGUUUUCGAUGAGCUUUUAAGACGUCGCUUACGACGCUCUCGAUUUUAUAGGAAAUUAAAGGAAAGAAUAAUUGAAGCACAUGAACCAUCUUGCCGUUUUCGCAAGGGCUCAUUUCACUGUAAUCGAUCAAUCCCUUUGAAUGAUCUUCAUAGUAGCAAUUUAUCUUCUAGCAUUCGUGCCAUAUCGACUUUAAACUUUAAAGAUGUUGAAAUUGUAUCAUUGUUAUCAUCUGAACCACGCUUAAAACAUGUGGAUUUUAAUUCAGAUCGGGGCAAAAUGGCAUUAUUAAUAUCUUCGGGUUGGAAAAAAAGUGGUAUAGAUGAUGCAGUUGAGUGCCAUUACUGCGGCAGAACAGUUGGGCUUUGGUUAUUUAGAAAUAAGAAACAAUUCAAUGUUGAACAGCAGCAUUAUAAAUGGUGUGGUCAUACUUUUGAUAUUGAUUCCGAUUACCAGAAGAUUAUGAAAUUUAUUACACUUAAGAAAUUAUGCGAAAAGAAACCGGCUAAAGCGGAAUUUGAUGCGCGAUUAUGUCGAGUUUGCAAAAGAAACAAAGUUUAA